This is a messenger RNA of Heterobilharzia americana, 1056 nucleotides long. Lineage: Eukaryota; Metazoa; Platyhelminthes; Trematoda; Strigeidida; Schistosomatidae. The record is from the annotation of a GenBank genome assembly.
AUGCGAAAAAGGGCACUUUGUCCAUGCAAGGUCAAAGAGGAUUUUGUCCAAUUUGUAUCAUAUUUCUGUCCGCUGUUCACUCCGUCACGUGGUACACCUUGUGCAGGUCUUUCACUGUCAACUUUUCAAGUGAUUCAUUCUAGCCUUGACAUCAUACUGGUAGCAAUGAUGGUGAAGGAUAAGAAUCGUCCAAAACCACCAAUGACUCCAUAUGCAUGUUUUGUUCAAGUUAUACGUGAGGAACAUCGGAAAAAGCAUCCAACUGAGAAUGUUAUUUUUAGUGAAUUUUCUAAGAAAUGCGCUGAAAAAUGGAAGCUUAUGACUGUGGAACAACGAAAGUGUUUUGAAGAAAUGGCAAAACUUGAUACUGAACGAUUUAAUCGUGAAAUGAUGCAUUAUAUUCCACCAACAUCUGGAAUUCGACGUGGUCGUAGACGAAAACGUAUCAAAGAUCCAAGUAUGCCAAAACGUUCUUGGUCUGCAUUCUUUUUCUUCUGUGAUGCAUUUCGUUCAAAAAUUCGUAGUGAACAUCCAGAUUGGAAAGUUAGUGAUAUUGCUAAAGAAUUAGGUAGACGAUGGGAAGAAUGUACUGAUAAAGAGAGAUAUGAAAGACGUGCUCAAAAUGAUAAAUUACGUUAUGAACAAGAUAUGCAAAAAUAUAAGGCAGGCUUAUAUGUCGCAACAAAACGUGCUCGUGUCGAGGAUUAUCAAAGUGAGCCAGAAACAAUUUCAGGCAUCCAUGAUCAGUCUAAUCAUACGGAGAGGUUGGGUGAAACAAGUCAAAUCUCAGGAGAUGAACAAGUCAGUAGUGCGACAGUGGGUGGAGAAGAAGACGAAGAUGACGAGGAAGAAGAGGGUGAGGAGGGUGAUGAUGAAGAACCAGAAGAAGAAGAAGACGACGAUGACGAUGACGACAACGAUGAAGAGGAUAAUGAUGAAGAUGAGAAUGAACAGUCAAGAUCGAAUGCCCACAAACUACGCAUUGGUCAUAAGGCAUCAGAUCAGAUCGUCUCCAAUGAUACAAAUAAUAAUACUAUCAUGAAUACACGAAAUUAA